Molecule: messenger RNA, 5781 nt
Organism: Microsporum canis CBS 113480
Lineage: Eukaryota; Fungi; Ascomycota; Eurotiomycetes; Onygenales; Arthrodermataceae
Product: spermatogenesis-associated protein 13
Exons: 3
Coding region: 1-5781 (1926 amino acids)
Biological process (GO): intracellular signal transduction
Molecular function (GO): guanyl-nucleotide exchange factor activity
Source: RefSeq, a predicted model, not a curated record
AUGUCUGCUCCUCGAGACUGCGACCUCGACUCGCCGGCGGACGUGCUGCUGCCCCAGACCACCUACCAGCAGCCCGCCAGGGAGGAGGCCUACCCAGACCCUCACGACUUUUACCUGCAUUACAGCCAUAAUACCAGUGCCAGUGCCAGCAGUAGUGGUGGUAACAACGUCGACAGCGUCCAUACUGCUGGCAGACAGACGGCAGAGUUGGACCUCUCGCCCAGCAAGACCAGGCGGGUGACCGCUACUCCAGCGGCGUCGAUAUCAACAACAUACAGAAGCAGGCAGUCCUCGCUGCAGGACCUCGUCAACAGGUUCAACCAGACGCCAGACGAGGUCGUGCCCAAGCCGUCUGCUGCCUCCGCACACGCCCAUGCAAGGACUUCCACCGCCGUCUACAAGGGACUCCCCUCCGCUGCUCCAGUGCCAGCUAGACGGCCCUUGUUCGGCGAGAUCAUACCCACCACCAGUGCUACACUUACUACAUAUACGCCGUCUACGCAUCAUCAGAUAGGGUCACUUCAGACAUCAUUUCCGACGGGAUCAAUUUCCAGCAGGAGAGGCAGGAGUGGCUCGGACAGCUGCAUGCAUACGCCCAAACAGCUACACUUCCUAGACAACGCGUUUGAUCCGCAUCCACCACACAUACAAAAAGCACACCAUAUACUCGACGUCGACUCGCCCACCGCAUGGUAUCUGCCUUCUCUCUCCCAUCGACGCUCCCAAAGUGACCUGGGCUCCCCCGUUUCGCCGCAGCUGAACAUGAACCCACACCCCAUCUCAACUUCCUUUUCAUCGCGCCAAUCGCAGUUCCAGUCCCAGCUCCAGUCUCACGCCGCCGCUCAGCACUCCAGAAUACCGCUCUCUGCCCGUCGAGCCAGCCAGGCCUCUGACUCGGGCAACUCCUCCCCUUCCACUCGCACAAACUCCGCCCUGGACCGGUAUCCUCCGCCAGCAGUGUCCCUUCCACCCAAGGGAGUCAGCUUGCUCCCCAAACCAACUCCGCCAGGAGGAGCUUCUCCUCGAUUCCGUGCUCGCUCCUCAUCCACAAACACCACCGCCAGCAACUCCACGGCCGGCAGUCGUCGCCACAUCCCCAGGGACCAGAAGAGUCCGACCCUCCAGGCUUUCAUCACGGCUCCUCUGCCCAAGAAAUCCCCUCCAUUGCGCAGCUCUAGGCCAAGACAGCCCGUUUCUAGCGCCACAACUUCGGCUUCCCGCGCUAGGCUUGUAGAUCGUAUCUCGGGCUUGCAGUCCAAGGACGGCUCCAGAUCGGCGUCUGGUUCCAAGAAACCGCCUGAGCUUGGAAGCGUCGAUUUUGCAGCCAGACGACAGCGGAUACAACAAGCUUUCAACCGCACCGUGGAGGAGAAUGCUAAGAAGGAGGAGAGGGCUGCCGUACGACGAGAGCGUGAAAUUGCCAGGAAAAUGGCCAGACAGGCACGUCCACAUCCACCACAGGAACAACAGCCUCAACAAACCCAGCCAGAACUAGAACCGCAAACACAACCAGUAGACGAGCCCUCGCCGUUGCCAUUGGAGGAACCACAACAACAGCCAGCUGCCGUGCCUGAACCGGAGCCGGAACAGGAGCCAACGGCUGUACCAGAGUCGAUAGAAUUGGAAUCCGAACCAACGACGACAACGACAACGACUACGCCGGUGGGACAAGAAGCUACGCCCGCCGAUCCCGUGAAUGAGUGUGCAGAACCGCAAUUCACCUCUGACGACUCCUUCGUCACGCCUGACGAGGGACGCUCUCCCAUCUUACUACCCGUAACAUAUAAGCCAGACCAUCACCAACAAAAUCAACAACAACAGGCGGAUUUAAAUCGCCCAGAAACACCCGACAUGACCUUACGCGACACGUUCAGGCCCAAAACACCCGAAUCAGGCAACACGGACACGAUACCCCAAUCAGCCGUUACGGUGGGCACAGAAAUCACCACCUUCGACCCAGAGCCGCAGGAUGGGCUGCUCGCCCAUCGAACCAUGCUAAACCAUAUAAUGCAGAUGCGUGAAUCCAGUCCCAGCGUGUCCAGCACCUCAGACGGACACGGUGACCACGAUACAGAGCACGACGACAGCACCGCCGAUGACGGAGAGUCAAUACGCAUCAUGCUUCGACGGUCAAGAUAUCUUGACUCAAUAGCCCAUGAAGUCAGCAACCCUCACCACAGGUGGAGUAUGAGUUCGUGGAACUCUUCCUUCCAGGAUCAUCCGCCGUCAAGAGAUGUUGAAGGCGAGGGCGUCGAGUCCAAGCAUCAGGAAGAUAGCUGCGAUAGCUCUCAUUCCCUACAUGAAAACCCGACAACUCCACAACCUAUCUUCCCGCCUUCUCCGCCAUGUGAAGCUGAUGAUGCGCAGGCUGAUAUAGCCACCGACGACAGCCACAAGCACCGUGGUGGCGGCGGCGAGUCUCCUGUUCUCGGCACCGGCGACGACGAUGCUGUCAUUGCCUCGCUUGAGAGGCGAUUUAGCAUGAACAUGGCCAACCACUACACCACUAUCGCCAAGCAGGCACGUUGGGACUCCAAGCGAGCUACGCAGCUAUAUCUCCAGGAGCUGGCCAAGGCAGGAUACGAGAGGCCACGAGUACCCAUCUUGACGCCCGGUAGCAGUGAGAGCGAAGGGAAGAGGUUAUCUGCCCAGGACAGCGUGAGCAGAGGGACCGAUGAAGGAGACGCCGAUGAUGGUGUCCUUGUACCUGACUCUGCAACCAUACCCACAGCGGAGUUCCUGCCUGCGCGUGCGAGUUUACAUCUACGAGAUGACUGGGACACUUCCCCUUCUAUCGCGGAUUGGAUGCAUCUGGCUGCCGGGGAGGAUGAGAUGCAGCAACACCAGCAUCUUCAUCAGCCCGAACAUGAAUAUCAGCAGCAUCAGCGCCAGGCAACGGAUGCAACUGAGAUACCCCAUACAUCUGCAUCUGCAUCUGCAUCCGCAUCCGCAUCUGACCAAGAAGGAGCAGAGACGCCCAGAAACGCAGUACCAUCUCAAUUCGCCUCUAUAGACGGCACUGUUGAAGGUCUGGGGCUGGAAAUCCGCGUGCAGUCACCGCAAGAUGGAGACUCGCCAACACUACCGUCUCCCUUCCACAUGCAUCUUCCCGUUCCAUCAAUACCUCACCAUCCACCGCCGCCCCCUCCUACUGCUGCUGCUGCUACUUCUUCUCCUUCUCACCUAGCAGCGGAGCAGGUAGAAGGACAACCCACUGGCCUCGAUGCAUCACCAAGUGUCUACACCAACACUCCCUCUUCGAGCACGAUGCCUUCUCUGCCUACAUUCCACGACGCACCGCCCAGCAGUCGAAGUGAAGAUUCUUCGUUGCACAUAACCCCUCCGCAAACUGUCUCCUCUUCGACCUCGCAAACGCAGGAUCAGCCCUCGUCCCUGGCACCAGAAACCACCUCUGCGUUCCACGACAUUCUUGACCCUGCGUCACGUAUUUCCCCCACCCCUGAACAACGACGUCUCAAGAAACGGCGAAACGUAAUCAAGGAAUUGGUAGAUACCGAAUAUACCUUUGGCCAAGAUAUGACUGUUGUCGUGGACAUAUACAAAGGUACAUCAAGUUCUUGCCUCGGCUUAUCGCCCGAAGACAUAAAGACUCUAUUUGGCAACUCAGAGCAGGUCGUUCAGUUUUCGAUGGAUUGGCAGGAUGCUCUCAAACAAGCGGCGAAAAGCGUCUAUGUCUUGCCGAAAUCCCAGCGGUGGAGCAGUAAACGAAGCAGCAAAUGUACUCAGAACAGCGCAGUCUUUAGUAGCAGCCCAGACCCGCAGCAGGUAGCUGACGAAGAGAAUGAUCGCAAGACAGCUAUUGGUGAAGCAUUCAUGGCUAACAUUGAGAGGAUGGAGGCCGUUUAUUCCGACUAUUUACGUAACCAUGAUGCAGCGAACAGGACUCUCGAAGUACUCCUGAAGAACAAGAAUGUCAACAUCUGGUUGAAGGAAUGCCGCGAGUGGGCUGCUGAUCUUACGUCUGCAUGGAAUCUAGACUCCUUGCUAGUCAAGCCUGUCCAGCGUAUACUUAAAUACCCGCUCCUUCUCACCGAGCUACUAAGUGCAACCCCAGCCGACCAUCCAGACCAUGCUGCGAUCGCAAGUGCCCUCGCAGCUACCACAGCCAUCUCCGUACGAAUAAAUGAGAUGAAGAAGCGUGCCGACCUCGUCGGUCAGGUUGUAGGAAAUAGUCGAAAGCGAAAAGAGUCCGACGUCCGCGCCGGUCUCUCAAAGGCGUUUGGUCGACGGACUGAGAAAUUAAAGCAACAUGUCGGUAUCACGGAGAUGUUCUCGGAUAAGGAAUACGAUAUUCUCAGUCAACGGUUUGGAGAUAAUUUCUUCCAGCUGCAGCUUGUCAUGCGUGAUGUAGAGGGAUAUCUGGGUGAAAUUCAAAGUUCAAUGAACAAGUUUAACGAGUUCAUCGUUGCCGUUGAAGGAUAUAUUACACUUGCGCCGUCAAAUUAUCCUGAGCUGGAGAAGCCUAACGGCCAGACAGGUCACACAAGUCCGGAAAAGCGUUGUAGCUCCGAUGCCAUCAAGGACCGAGGGGAUAAGCCUGAUAAGAAAGUUACGGAGCAAGGAGAACAAUUUGUGGCGCUCAAUAUGGCGCUAAAAGACGAACUACCGAAGCUCUUGUCCCUUACCGGCAAAUUAAUGGAAGCUUGUUUAAACGCUUUCGUCCAGAUCCAAGCCACCUGGCUCACGUUGAUGCAGAAGAGACUCGGGUAUACCAUCGAUAGACUGCCUCAGGACAUCAAUCAGAUCAUCACCGAUUGGUCAGGGGACUUCUCGUUCAGUGAAGCCCAGGUUCUCUCUCUGGGCGUCUGCAAUGGAUCUAUCCUGGCAGACACAGCUCUGGUAAACAACUACAACUCCCCGCCACCUUCCCAUGGAGCCGAUGCCACUUCCUCCCGCCGCCCGUCAACAGUCAACAGCGCGACUGGCCGGACAUUCUCCGGCGAAUCGGGCAAUUCACCCAAGGGUUCUCACGAAUUUGCCUCACGGAGUCCAGAACACUUGAUACAAACUCCGCCCGGCACCGGCUUCAUGCAACAUGGGAAUGGAUCAUAUGUGUUCCCAACAUCUGGCCCUCGCACGCGUGCCAAUUCCACGUAUUCAGUCCGGGCACCAGACGUGACCAACAGCCAUAUCCCGUCGAUACCAUCAAUAAUCAAUUCCUCUACCCGCUCCAGCGUCACGGGCCCCAGCGGCACCAGCAACUCAUCAUACCGAACAUCAGACGCCUCGCCGAAGCUGCCGCUUCUUGCUCUAGACACGCCCCGUCUCGAGUUCUUCCCUGACCACCUGAUGAGUAGUAGCCGAUAUAACGUCAAUGUCAAUGGCAACAGCAAUAACAACCACAUAGCUCCCGAUCCAGCUGAGCAUCCGUCCUCCCCCUCAGCAACACGGUAUUCCGGCUUCUUUUCCUCGGCCAUGCCGAUGGCAGAAAACCCCGAACCAUCUCGCUUCGUCACCCAGCACCACCAACACAGCAGCAUCCCUAUGAACCGUAGUAUUAGUGCCGGCACCAAUGCCCAUGCGGGCUAUACCUCUGCACCUAAACAACCCUCCAUCCUCUUCCUGGCCGCUAGCAUGUUCGAGUUUAAUAUCGACCGCGCCCGGCGCGAGGCAGGGUAUCCAUACCUAACCUAUGUGGCUGGUGAGAUAUUUGAUGUCAUUGGUGAAAAGGGUGAUCUCUGGCUUGCCCGAAACCAAGACGACCCAACUCGCCAGGUCGGCUGGAUCUGGACGAAACAUUUUGCCAAGUUGGCCGGUUAA